UUUCACAACCUUGCCCAACGCCUCCGUUUGCGAACUGUGAAAAAGAGGUGAAAGUGUAAAACCUAAAUUAACGAGCAACGUCUGGCGAUCGACCCCCGGGGCAAAGUAUGGUUCUAGAUACAUCACACGAGAGGAAUAUGGCCACCGGAUUCCACACCGUCGGCGUGGGGUCGAGUGCAAGGAAAAUGUUGCUCAGUGCCCUCGAGGAAAAACGCCUUGUAGUGGGACUAUCUAGUGCGAUUCGCAGUUUGGCCACGGAACCGAAUAAGUUUUCGUUUUGCUUCUUGGCACCUUCGGAGAAUGAUGAAAGCGGUGGACACUUGCAGGAGGUGCUACUGGAAGCUUUCUGUUUCGAGCACGACAUUUACAUCAUCCGGGUGGACAGUGCGGACAAGCUGAGUCGUCUGGUGCAAUCACCGGUCAUUGCGUCAUGUGCGUUGAUAAGGAAAUUACCUGCCAAAAUGGUUCGUCGUAUGAAUAACGCUUAUCGGCGUUCCGAGAGCAUCUUAGUCGAACACUGCGAAUUGUGCUGGGAAGAACCACAUAAACCCGUCGUCAAACUACCGGAAAAGUGAAU
This is a messenger RNA of Anopheles coustani, 577 nucleotides long. RefSeq lists its product as uncharacterized. Gene Ontology annotation, cellular component: nucleus; cytoplasm. The transcript is spliced from 2 exons. The record is from RefSeq and is a predicted model, not a curated record. The coding region runs from base 108 to 575 and encodes 155 amino acids. NCBI's taxonomy places the organism in Eukaryota, Metazoa, Arthropoda, Insecta, Diptera, Culicidae. Gene Ontology annotation, biological process: regulation of cell cycle.